Mauremys mutica (yellowpond turtle) is the source of this 410-nucleotide messenger RNA. Its product is annotated as nuclear cap-binding protein subunit 2-like. The record is from RefSeq and is a predicted model, not a curated record. Gene Ontology annotation, biological process: mRNA cis splicing, via spliceosome. The coding region runs from base 72 to 395 and encodes 107 amino acids. Gene Ontology annotation, cellular component: nuclear cap binding complex. Gene Ontology annotation, molecular function: RNA cap binding. The transcript is spliced from 2 exons. NCBI's taxonomy places the organism in Eukaryota, Metazoa, Chordata, Testudines, Geoemydidae.
CCGUGAGCGUUGGGUCGGCUGCCUCGUGCCGGAGCCGACCUCUGCGAGGCGCUGUCCGGGGCCCGUCCGCCAUGUGCUCGGUAGCGAUGCUGAGCGUCCUGCGCAGCGACUCCUACGUGGAGCUGAGUCAGUACCGGGACCAGCACUUUCGGGGUAACAGAUAUGACCAGGAGCGACUGCUGAAAAAGAGCUGCACCCUGUAUGUGGGGAAUCUCUCCUUCUAUACAACAGAAGAGCAGAUCUAUGAACUGUUUGGUAAAAGUGGGGAUAUAAAGAAAAUCAUUAUGGGCCUGGACAAAGUGAAGAAAACUGCUUGUGGCUUCUGUUUUGUUGAGUAUCCUUGUCUGCAAAGUAAAACAUCUAUACCAGUGGUUCUCAAACCUUUGUACUGGUGACCCCUUUCACAUAGC